AUGAAAAUCAUUCCUAUCCAGGUCUUGGAAGACAACUACUCUUACAUUCUCAUCGAUGACACGACGAAAGAAGCCGCUGUUAUUGACUGUGUCGAUCCUAUCAAAAUUCUAAAUGUUGUGAGCCAAACAGGUGCCAAAUUAACCAGUGUGUUUGUUACGCACCACCACUGGGAUCAUUGUGGAGGCAAUAUCGAACUAGUAGCAAAGAAGCCGGGACUUGCUGUCAGUGGUGCAGACGCAAGAAUCCCAGACAUCAACUUUGUGUGCAAGGAUAAUGAAGAGUUCAAGCUUGGUACAUUGGUAGUAACGCCUCUUCACACGCCAUGUCAUACCAAGGGUCACGUCUGCUACUUUGUCACGGAUCACAGCACGAAUGAAAAGGCGGUGUUCACCGGAGACACACUGUUUGUGGCUGGCAUUGGCAAGUUCUUUGAAGGUGACGCGCGGGACAUGUACCGUAAUUUGUUUCACGUCCUUGGCAAGCUGCCGGAUGAUACCUGGGUUUACUGUGGCCACGAAUACACCAAGACCAAUUUAAAGUUUGCUCUGUCACUUGAACCCCACAACGAGGCACUGAUGGCAAAAUGGGCAUGGUGUCAAGACAAGCAAAUCACGGUGCCAUCAACAAUAGCGCAGGAGAAAGCAUAUAAUCCAUUUCUACGGGUGAACGAGCAAACCAUACAGCUGAUCACUGGCAAGAGCGACCCUGUCGAAGCUUUAGCAACGCUUCGUGAAUUGAAGAAUGCAUUCCGAUGUUAACUGCGGCGAUCUCUUUUAGGCUUAAAUAACCUUUUUGCAUACUACUACUACUACUAUGUGUACUACAGGCCAACUAGCUUGUAUGUCUAAUCUGUCCCCACCCGCUCCUACUUCUCCAUCGUGUCUCUUACUUUCCUACUAUAUAGUCUAUCACACUAAUUCUGUAAUACCACAUGACAACGACGCCCUGGCUUUUUUUUAGUAUCUUUUUCUUCUAUCACUUUUGAGGAAAUAUUUAGAAAUGC
Messenger RNA from Zychaea mexicana, 1004 nucleotides. Its product is annotated as beta-lactamase-like protein. NCBI's taxonomy places the organism in Eukaryota, Fungi, Mucoromycota, Mucoromycetes, Mucorales, Lichtheimiaceae. Gene Ontology annotation, molecular function: hydroxyacylglutathione hydrolase activity. The record is from RefSeq and is a predicted model, not a curated record. The coding region runs from base 1 to 759 and encodes 252 amino acids. The transcript has 5 exons.